Porites evermanni is the source of this 14318-nucleotide messenger RNA. NCBI's taxonomy places the organism in Eukaryota, Metazoa, Cnidaria, Anthozoa, Scleractinia, Poritidae. The record is from the annotation of a GenBank genome assembly.
GUAGGCCUUUUGCGUUUGGUGCGAGCACAGUGUAGUAGCAGUGGCGUCAUACUCUCUGCCUCAUCAGGAAGUUUUAACAGUCCAAACUAUCCAUCGAAUUACCCAAAUAGCAGAACUUGCAGGUGGAUUAUUGUUGUUCAAGAAGGCCACCGAGUACAGCUGACUUUCCAAACAUUUGUGCUGGAAACGUGUGUGAUACCCUCUGUUUGUACUUGUGACCACGUUGAGAUAAGGGACGGUAGCGAUGGAAGUUCUCCCAGCUUCGGAAGAUUUUGCGGCAACAACAAGCCUUCACCAAUCCAUUCAUCUGGGCGAUCUUUAUGGAUAGAAUUCGACAGUGAUUUGACAACGAACGAGAAAGGAUUUUCUGCAACCUACACCACGAUCGGUAUGAUUUUGUUGUUGUUAUCACAUAGCUUUGAAGUACUAAUUCACAUAGCUGGCUGUUACGUUCUAAUUCUUCCGUGAGCUUAAGAAUAAAAUCAGGAACAAAGUUUACUCGUCUUCUUUCAAACUUAUCGCUGUAUUUCAAAUCAAUAAUUUCGUAAAUAUGAGCACUCGGAACAUUCUUGGGGACGGGAAGAAACCAGCUCAAAAAAGACAAUUUUAAAGUAACUGAUUAUUGGUCGUUUGUCCACUUCCUUGAUAGGCUUUCGCUUUAGGAAAUUCCACGUCGUCAUUGUGUAUAGAGAAAGGGCAACAAAAUACAUCCCUCUCUAAUAGACCCAAUGGAAUCUAUAUCUUCCGACUGGGUUCUCGGAGAAAACGUCACUGGGUUCGCUUAUUUUCCACUAGUUUUUUUUCUCUCUCCGGCUUAGUUGUAUAUCUCCCAUAAAAGCUACAAGGGGUGGCAGGUCUAAUAUCUUUACUGGUAUGAAACCUUUGAAAACCUUUUACAUAUUUCCCUAGCGAGAAGAACUAAAACAUUUACAUUUUUUUUUUUACCUGUACCCCACGAUAUUUUUGCCAGUGGUAAUAAUGUUUUAUAUUCGUUGAAACAACAAUAUGCAGAAACUGAAAAUGUUGAUUCGGCUUGCUCUUGCGAAGACAUUUUAAAUGUAAAGUUUCCUGUGAUCAGCUACUCGUAUUCAUUUGUCAGUAGUCGGAUAACGUUUGAGGGAUUCGAACAAAAUAUUCGAACUUUGAAACUAAAUCGUUUUGCGUGUAGACCACUGAGUAGGCUAUAUUCUUAUAAUUUCCUGUAGGGCACUGUGUAUUUAUCAGUCGUGCUGUUGUCUUGUUACUUGGAAUAACAUAGAUAAUGAACCUGUAACUCUCCACUCCGCAGAGGAUUAUUGAUUCCACCCUUUGUCGUGGGGAGACCUGGGGAGAGGGAAUAAAGAAAUGCGGGCGAGUAGAGUGGGGACGUCAGUCUACCUUAUAAACCCCUUCCCAUCAUCCUGCGUGUGCUUACUUUGUUUUGUUUGAUGUUUUUUCUCCAAUCUUUUUGGAAUCACAGUAGGGACUUCUGCGGAGGAGAGGGAACCAGCAACAAAAACAAUGCUGAUUUUGUUCCUUUUUCUUCCCUACAGCUAUGUCCACAACAAUCCCAUCAACGACUCUUCCAGGUAUGACGAUUACCAUGAAAAUGAAAUCAGACGUCAAACUAUUUAGAUUUGAAUAAAUCUAAACAAAACGCAGUGAUUUUAACAUUUUGGAAACAAGGUACCAGUUCCACCAACAUUUUUACUCAGUGUCGAAAGGGUUUUUAUCUUCCGGCAAAUCAUUCCAGCCAACACAGCACAAAGCCGCAAUACUAGAAAUGCGUACCAAUGAAUGCUUUUAUUUAAACCGAUUUAUUCUUGUUUUUCAUAUUACUAUGUGUUCACCAAGCAUAGCCCUGCCGUUCGAUUGAUUAACCACACAGAACCAACAAUCACUUGAUUCGCUUUGACGAGUUGUAGAAGGCACUAGUGUAAUAACUGGACCCAAGUGUGAUGAAGGUCUCAUCUGUAUUAACAUUUGGAUCCAAGGGUAACAUAGGUCCUAUCUUUAAUGAUGAUAUUUUGACCCAAGUAUAAUAGAGGUCUCAUCUGUUAUGACUGAGAUAAUAUGAGACAUGUCCACAACAGUCUACAGAUGGUUAUCUUAAGUUACAAGGCUGACAUCAUGGGUCAUGUGACUAAAGACUUAAGGGAACGAGAAAAAAAUGAACGGGAAGAAAUACCACAAAAUCUAGCAAUAGCUCUCGUUUUAAAUAAUUUUUGGCAAAUUUAUAACUGGCUAUGAAACACGCUUUUAAAAAAUUUAUCACUCCAGAACAAAUAAAUUUGUCAUUCGUGUUCGCUUAUGUAAAAUGUCAAGCUAAACAGUUUUCAAAGGUACAACAUUUAGAACAGCUUCUCCGUAACCUAGAUGUAUAGGCUCCUUUAACAAAGUAAUCAGUCGCUCAAGAAACGUAGGUAUUGGGCCAGUGAUUAUAUAAGAAGCAAACAAACAUGACAAUAGAUGGAAAAGAAGAUCCCGGCUUCUCAAAGUUUCUUUCAUUCCAGCAUAUUGCUGUUGUAAUUAAGAUAACAUGCUUAAAGAGAAUAUUUUAUUAUAUAACAGAACCUAACCUUUUCCCUCGUUUUUGCUUUUAUUAAGGAACGUCUACUACAGCUUCUCCAGGUACGAAAAUAUAAUUUAUAAUAUAAUUUAUAAGAGUAAGAUUAAUUUGUCUUGUUCAUGAAUUACUUAAUGACAGCAAAGAAAAUUGGACUAAUUGACAACAAUUUUUUUGCUGCAGCCAGAUAUACGCGACAAUAGCUGGGCUAUUAAUAAUGGCCGCUCCGUUUUUAGACUGUUUUUCAAUCAUUCCCUAUGAUCUAUAGUUUGUGUAAUUAGGACCACAUAUAAAAUAAAAAAUGUAUCAUAUUGAACAAAAAGCUAAAUUUUUCUUUCUUCUUUCCUUAAGAUACAUUUGAACGCAUUCUCCAAGUAAGAAGAUAGAAUUACGUAACCUGCAAUUUGUUCCUACGAUAAAGGCUCAAUCUCACUACCCAACAACAGGACUAUAAUUUAAAAGACCUUAAAAAUGUUCAUCAAAGUUUAUUUAUUUCCAGUGAUUCUUGCGAUGUAGAGGGUGGGAAGAACCUACAUACACAUCAAAAGAAAGCUAACCCUUUUUUUACAAUUUUUUUUUACUUUGCAAUACACCCUCGACAAUUUCUCAUGGAAUGAAAAUAAAACUUGUAUGGCCUACGAUGUGAUUCGCUAAUUAAAGGCUUAUGAUCACUACGCGGGAAAUUGGUCAACUCUGUCAUAGCGACCACUUCUCGUAAGCGACCACUUUGAAAAUAACCAUUCAGUAGUUGGCUGUAAUACGAUCUGCCAAGCGCUAUUCAGUGUAGAACAUUUUUAUACGGUAAGUACGUUAAUCACUGAUAAACAUUCUAUCAGUUUGAGCUUUUUUCUUGAUUUUCCCGUCGACGACCACCUCCCCCACAGUAUAACCAACUGCAAGAAAGCGCCAGAGAAAGGAAACUGCAUGUUUAACAGAAAGUUAACUUUUAUCCUUUCUUUCUUUCUUUCUUUCUUUCUUUCAACAAUACCGGCGGGUAUGUAGUGCAUGUAGCUUGGAAGGUGGAAGACAUGAGCAACUAAGAAUCGCUGCAACAGAAAGCUAACUUCCCCCACUUGUUCUCUUUAAGAUACACUUACAACACGUUUUCAAAGUUUUUCCGCCUUUCUUUCAGCUGUUCCCCCGACGACCUCUAGAGUCCCAUCUACGACUCCUUCAGGUAUGAAGAUAACACUGAAAAUGAAAAGUUCACAAGUAAAACAAAAUGCUUAGAUUUGAUUAUAUCAAAACGAGCUCAGUUUUUCUCAGACAUUUCGGAAACUAGGUUUUUGAAGAGGAUUUUAGAGACGAUUGCAUUUUUAGAUUCCAGCCAUCACAUCAAAAUUUGUGGUCAUGUUAUCUCCGGAUCCGUUCGGCCUACGCCAAGGCAACACGGAAAGCCGCAAAAAUCUAGCCUCAUUAGAACAAAUGUUUUUCUUAGCUACCUUCUAGUCGAUUCUCUUAAUCCUCACAAAAUUAAUGAAAUCUUUUCAUUCAACUAGUUUCAUUUUAGCUGUUUUUGAUAUGAUUAUGUUUUCACUCAUAGCAUAGCUGCACCAUUCGAUAUGUAAGCCACACACAACCCACCCUUAGAAGAUUUUUGGAAAUGAUUUAAAGUUAUCACAGGCAACUGUACCCAAAACAGCUGCGCUAAAAUUAACUAUUUUCUCAAAUUUUCCUGAAAUUUAUUCGACUUGUCAAGUAGUCCUUGCCAUUACAAUGGUAUCGGUUGUUAGUCAAACAUAAAAGAGUAAAGGAAGCUAACCGUUUCCCUCUUUUUUCUUUAAGAUGCACCUCCAACGCCAGCCUCUCCAGGUAGAGAAAUAACAUUUAUAUGACCUACGACUACAACCCUGGUCAAAACGUCUUGGGACACUUGAGGAAAUUAGGCACAAAGACGCACUUUGCUUCUCCCUCUUAAAAACGCCUAUUGGGGAUGUUGUUAUAAGGCGCUGUUUCUGCUGUUCCCCUCUCCCCCAAGCAGUGUUGAUAGUGUUGAAUUAAAACUGGAAUGCAUAAUAACAACACUGCACCCUUGGGGGAAAGGGAAAGGGGAGAUGCCUCAACUUGACGGGCCGGCUAUUUCGUUUAACUUAGUGUGCCAAGAGUUUUGACCAGGGUUGUACAUGGAAAUAAAAGGCUUACUCAAUGCACAAAACUUCCCGAUUAAUUGACAAUAAGUGUGAUUUAGGGGGGCUGGGGAAAGGGGGGGGGGGGUUGUUAAUAUACCCAACAUUUUUUGGAUUUAAAGUUGCAAAACUUGUUAAUUUAAGCUCACCACAAUGAAAGUAGUCCAUGUUCCACAAGGUGAUUGGGAGAACAUUCAAAACAAACAAUAACAAGAUCAACAACACAUUUUAACAUAAAAAACUUUUCAGUAACUGUUUUUUCUUUUCUUAUUUAAGGAAAGCUAACAACAGCAUCUCCAGGUAAGAAAAAGAAUUUUACAUGUUUUAAGAUUUUGACGAACCCUUUUUAACCGAGAAAGCUAACUUUUUCCCUCUCUUGAUUUUCAUUAAGAUACAACGCCCACAACAACUUUUCCCACAGGUAAGAAAAAUACAAAUAUAAACGCCCCCUCUAUGCUGCUAAAAUUGUGUUAGAUGUCCCUCUCUAAUAAACUCCCCCAAUCUGAAUUACUCUAUAAAAAAACUAGGAAUUAGCAAAAUUAUUCAAUUCAUUCAUUUUCUUGCUUGGUUGACAAGGCUUUGCGUAUUUCAUCUUGUUCAAUGUCAAGUUAAGGGUAAUGAUAGACUAACGAUGGCAACACAAUAACCCUGAGAGAGUGAGGAUUCUGACAUCGAUGUUGGGAUUUGAAGGAGAGAUUUGGAUCUCUAGACGGCCUAGACGUAUCAAUUGAUGGAGUUGAUAUUCCGCUAUUUUCAAAAUCUCUUAAUAUUUUUCCGAUUGUUAUUAGUUUGGUUGAGUUUGUUACAGUUAUGAGAGUAUUAAACGCCGCUCUCUUUUAAAUACCUCCUAUCUAUUAAACGCCCCGAGCGCGCGGUUUAUUAGGUCAUUUACGGUGAUACCUGGAGUAUGAAGGGGGAGUCUUUUUGUAGUAAAAGCACUCAAGUUAUUAACCACUGCCAGAAAAAUUGGAAAAAGAAAUUGAUGGAGGAAAAAUUAUCCAAAAAAAACUGCACUAAAAAACCGUUUUUCAAAGAGGCAGUUACGGUAGUGGUUUUCUUUCUUCCUUCUCUCAUAAAUGCCUUUCAUUUUAGUGCAAGCACAGUGCAACAAAGAUGGCUUUAUUCUCACUGGUUCAUCAGGACGUUUUUCAAGUCCAAACUACCCAUCUAAUUACCCAAACAGCAGAACGUGCAGGUGGAUUAUUGGUGUUCAACAGGGCCACCGAGUACAGCUGACCUUCCAGACAUUUCUGCUAGAAACGUGUGUGACCUCUGUUUGUACGUGUGACCACGUUGAGAUAAGAGACGGCAGUGAUGGAAGUUCUCCCAGCUUAGGAAGAUUUUGCAGUGACAACAAGCCUUCGCCAAUCCAAUCAUCUGGUCGAUUUCUGUGGAUAGAAUUCGACAGUGAUCUUACAACGAACGAGAAAGGAUUUUCUGCAACCUACGUCGCUGUCGGUAUGAUCGUUAAUUUUCCCUAAAACAGUACGUGAUUUUGAUCUAUACGAUGAAAUGCCGUGGAAUAUCGAUCGUAUUAAUGGGGUAGCGUCACGUUGGGAUACUUAGCUUUACCUUACUUUGUAAUCAAAGAUAUUCUAUACCACAUUAAAUUCAAUAGACUGCUAUACAACUAUGGACUAAGAGACUAUUCUAUAACUGUUCUCAUUACACGUUCGGCUUGUCUCACUAUCGAGGUUGUAGAGUUUGGAAAUGAUUGGUCUUUGCCAGCCUAGUCCCUAGGCGUUCUCAGCUCGGUCAAUCCUGGACUCUACCAUGAGCUGUGACAUCACCGAGAGAUACUCGCCCGCUCUUUCCCAGACGCGGACAACGGGACAAGAGAGAACCCCAAGGGACUAGGCUGGUCUUUUGCCAGACCAGAAAAAAGUGUCAUCUUAAUAUCGAGGAAGUUGUCACUAUGGCAGUUUUUCUUGUACCGUGUUUAUUUCCUCUUGAAGAAAGGUACUGCCAGACUUUGAGUAAAAUUCCCUCCAGCUGGAUUUCAAAUGUACCGGAAGUCCUUUGAUUUUCUGCGUUCCGGCAGCUUUUUAGUCCAUGCUAUUAUCAGAGUAUAGUCUUGGGUUAGUAAUAAAUCGCAGAAACUAAGUUAAAAAGGUCUGAUAUUCCUUUCUGUUUCCCUUUUAGCUAUACCAACAACCUUUCCUGCAACGAAUCUUCCAGGUAUCAACGUUCAUUGUUAUUAAAACACAACUGAAUUGACAAGCACGGAACGAGGUGUUUCAGUGACUCAAAAAAUCACGAAAACAGAAAUGUGACUUUAUAUCAGAAAACUAGAAUUAUGCUAUAAUAAUUCCCCGUCACACACAAAUUAAAUUAUAGCAUGCAAUUGUGAAAGUCUGCAGUUUUAAAUGUUGUAAAUGUUGAGUAAAGUUCCCUCCAGCUGGAUUUCAAAUGUACCGUAAGUCCUUUGAUUUUCUGCGUUGCGGCAGCCUUUUAGUCCAUGCUAUUAUCAGGGUCAUAGUCUUGGAUUAGUAAUAACUUGCCGAAACUAAGUUAAAAAGGUCUGAAAUUCCUUUCUGUUUCCCUUUUAGCUCAACCAACAACCUUUCCUGCAACGAAUCUUCCAGGUAUCAAAGUUCAUUGUUAUUAAAAUACAUGUACAACUGAAUAGGCCAUUUUACAGUUAUGGAUGGAAGCGAGGCUGAAGGUAACCUUGUUUUGAUACAAACCUUCCUGCUUUAUUAUUUAAAUCAAGUUAUUCUUAUGCUUACUAGUAUUUUUCAAGAACAAUUUCCAUAACAAAGCAAAGAAGGUUUGUAUCAAAACAAGGUCACCCCCACCCUCGCUUCCAUCCAUAACUGUAAAAUGGCCUAUUGACAAGCACAGAACGAGGUGUUUCAGUGACUCAAAGAAAGAAAUGUGACUUUACAUAAGAAAACUAGAAUUAUGCUAUAAUAAUUUCCCAUCACACAUAAAUUAAAUUAUAGCAUGCAAUUGUGAAAUUCUGCAGUUUUAAAUGUUGUCUAAUUUAAUUCGUAAAGCCCCGACUAUAUUUCCUCCAUGUGGUGGUGAUUGUGAACUUUAACGUCAUAUUGGCAAUUUUGCCUACUUCGCAUAUUAAUCUAUUUCUUUACAAAUCUCAUUGUGUUUGUCCUAGUUUACUGCUAUUUUGUAUACUUUUUAAUCGUAACUAAAGUACGAGAUUGACUGCAAAUGAGUAUCUAUAACUGAAGGCUGUCUCGGCUCGAUGGCGUGAACUGUGUUGUUUAGCUAGUAUAGGUAACGUUAUAAUUUGAUGGAUUCGGCAUCCUCUCUUUCGUCUAUGACUUCGAUUAUCUUCCUUACAUUUAAAAUAUGGUUUGUGACUGGAGGGAUGUUUGAACAAAACCGGACUUUCUAAUCCGGACACUACUACCAUUGUACUAUCUAAAAUAUAUAAAAUGCAACAUUCAACAGAACACUGUAAGCAGGUUUAGGAUUUAAGAUGAUAAUUAUCUUAGGGGUAAAAAAACCGGAGAGUAUUAUUAGGUGGAAGAACUAGAAUAAUUGAUGUAAGUUAAGGGUUUUAGAUAAGAGAGAAGACUCUUCCACACUUUUGCGGCUCAAAUAAAAACGUACACUCUGUAAAAGUCCUGCUUCUUUACAAUUGUGAGUACGUUUCGACGUUUUAUCGUCCUAAAAUCACAAGAAAAGGGAGGCUAAGCAAAAACGACGGUAACGUCUACGAAAACGUCACUUAAAGCGAAUUCGUCGUGCUUCAAACUUUCCUGCUUAUUCCACCUCGUUCAGUUCGCGAAAUACCGCCGAAUUUUCUGGAGUUUAAUUCUGAAUGACUGUAUCGAAGUGCAAGAAAAGAAAAAGAAAGUCGUUGUCUUAGGUUCACUUACUCCACAAAACGUGACAAUAGGCACUUUCAUGUCGUAGCCGUGCAAAGACGGCAAAGAAAUGUACAAAAAUAGAGUGACGCACGUGCAAAGUUGUUGUUUUUCUAAUAUAAACCUAUUGCUUCUUGCCGUUCUCGUUGCCGUCGCCGUCGUCUUUGCCUAAGGUCCCUUUUAAAGUCAACUAAUUUGCUUAUUAGCGAUGCUUUUUCUUGGCAGAGAGGAUCGUUUGCUCAGAUCCUAAACACCCAGCAAACUGCAGUAAUUCGUUGACUCCCAUCUGUUGUCAUGAUAACGGACCAUCAUGCUGUCGUACAGGUGGCAGUCGAUGUAUUGAUGGUGCAGCGACAAGAGAUUAUUGUCCAAGACCCUCAGAUGACCCGAGCAAAGGAAAGUGCUGUCUUGAUGAUAACGGUGAACCAUCGUGCUGUGAAGAUAGGUAUGUUAUCGAGACCUGAGACCUUCUGAUUGGUUGAAACAAAAUUUAGACCUAUCAAAAGCACUGCUUAGGUCAAGGAACAGAUGCGUCAUCAGUAUGGAAUAUAUUCUGCGCUUGUUUCUCAGACGUGAUUUCGCGGGGAAACCAGUGGUGUGUCGCAAAAUGCAGUCUUUUUUCUCAGGCUCUGUGCGGCUCUCUGUGGUUAAUAAAGAAUAUUCAAUGAAUGAUCAUUUUCAAAGGAAAAAGAGGUUGUCUUAGGUAAAAUCAUAAUUACGAUAAGUUAUUAUAAUAUAAUUUAAUUAUGCAAUGGACUAUAAAAUUUUUUCCAUAGAACUGACUGCUGGCUUGGUUUUAUUGGACUUAAGCAUCUCAGUCCCUCCGCAUGGUAGGUGAACUUUAAUAUAAUAGCAUUUUUCAUUAGCCUUUUUUAGACGGGGGAAGCGGCGGGGGUGGGGGGAGGGGGGUAGGAGGCAAAGGGUUUGAGACCUGGUCUGAUCAUGACGUCAUCCCUUUCUUCUAGCCUGACAACUCUUCCAUUUAAACUUAACGGUAGAGAUAAAACCAAAAGAUAUUAAAUUAGCCUUCUUUCAAGUUCCAGAUUUACUAAGUUCACUUUGUAAGUGUCAAGAGCGCAUGCGCCUUAAAAGAUACGCUGAAGGUAUCUCUUUGUUGGACCUAGACCUUUUCUCAUUCGGUCCCAAGCCAGUUCUUUCAGAUAUGUGGCAAGUAUCCUGUUAUUUUCAAAAGACUCAGAGAAGGUCUUUGAAUUGUGUCUCAUUAAUCUUGUUUUCGAAGAUAUCCAUCUCCUCUGUGUAGCUGGCAUCAUCAUUAUUGCAAAAUAAUCUUACACUAUUCUUUUCUCUAUGCAUUUAUAGUACCACCCGGAUGGCUUGGUUGAAUUGUAAUGCAAUUACGUCAUACAGUUCUUACGUAGUUCUUGCCCAACUGCACCCUCCUGAUUUAAGCUUUAGUUUUACUUAAAUCAUCGCACACCAUACACGCAAUUGUAACUAGAUUAGAAAGGCCUGUACGAUAAUAACGAUCGGCGCAAAAUAUCAUUAAUGAAUGUAAGCAACAAUCGCUGUACAAGCAGAAAAACUGUGUAUAUUCUACCCCGAUCAUUUUCAGAGAAUACAUAUUGAACAGAAAAAAACGCCACUGUAGCACUGACUUACCUUAUAUUUUUUAUUUUUCCUCUCUACAGUAUUGGUGCAACAGUAGGAUUGGUGAUUGGUGGAAUAGUUGCGCUGCUUUUAGUCGGUUUUUGUUGUAUCAUGUUGAUAAUACAUCCAGAGAAAUGUUGUAUAUUUAUUUGUUGGCCUUGUAUUGCAUGCUGGGAGGGUUGCGUGAAGCCAGCUAUGGAAUGCUUAGAAAGCGCUUGUGAGUGCUUUUGUAGUCCUUGUGAAAUGUGCUGGGAAUAUUGCAUAAAGCCAGCAAAGAAAUGCUUAGAAAGCGCUUGGGUGUACUUUUGUAUUCCUUGUGUUAUGUGCUGGGAAUGUUGCGAAAAUCCAGUCAAGAAAUGUAAAGGUUGUCGUAAAUGUCGUGGUUGCCGUAGAUGCGACUGUGGUGGAUGCGACUGUAGUGGGUGGAAUUGCUGUGAAAGUUGUGGUGACUGUGAUUGUGGUGGAUGCGACUGUAGUGGGUGGAAUUGCUGUGAAAGUUGUGGUGACUGUGAUUGUGGUGGAUGCAACUGUUGUGACGACUGUGGUAAUUGUUGUGGCGAAUGUUGCUAAGCGAGUGUGGUAAAGGUUGUAGCGACUGUUUUAAAUGUUGUAGCGACUGCUGUGACUAGUGAAGCUGUGUUAUGAAGGGAAGUUUUGGGGAACAAGGGAAAACCACCAUUUACGUUAAAAGAACAAGUAGAACUGUUGAGUUUGACAAAAAACGCGAGAACAUUGAUUUCUAACCUUGAAAAAAAAGAUUCCAUUCUUAUAAUAGGGCAUUUUCCGAGUUGCUCUAAGCCUCUGUUUCAAAGCGAGGCCAAGUGCGAAUAUUUUAUUCUCAUGUAAAUAAACCUCAUUUUCAUAAGAACGGUUUUGCAGUUAGCCCCGUUUUGACAGAGAGAGUUUUAGAACUCGGAAACGGCUUGUAACCUUAUUACCAGACACCCAUCAGGGUACGUUGCUGUUUCUCAACUGGUGUCUCGCAAUAAUUUGCAAUCAGGGGCACCCAACGGCAAUUUUCGGAAAAUAUCUGUUCGGAAGACGAUUUGAGAUGUAUAAUUUUUGGAACAUUUGUUGUAAAUUUUCUUGCUUGCCUGCCUCUCCUAGGAUUUUCGAACAUCUACAAAAUGGUAUAAUUACCCAUUUUUAACGAAUUUUUACCCUAAAAAAGGCCACCUAGAAUUUUCGGGACCCUUUCCCCGGCUGAAAUUUUCGAAAAGGUACGUUUUGAUCCCUAUAAUUUUCAGAUCACUAGACUUUCAGCUAGGAAAUCCGAACAGAUGAAAAGUUUUUAGGGGAUAAAAAUAUGCCUAUGUCUACCGUUUAAAUACUAAAAUACGUUCAACAAUGCUAUGUUAAGUGGUUUUGAACUAUAUCUACUGAAGGCUGUCUCGGCUCGAUGGCGUGAACUGUGUUGUUUAGCUAGUAUAGGUAACGUUAUAAUUUGAUGGAUUCGGCAUCCUCUCUUUCGUCUAUGACUUCGAUUAUCUUCCUUACAUUUAAAAUAUGUUUGUGACUGGAGGGAUGUUUGAACAAAACCGGACUUUCUAAUCCGGACACUACUACCAUUGUACUAUCUAAAAUAUAUAAAAUGCAACAUUCAACAUAACACUGUAAGCAGGUUUAGGAUUUAAGAUGAUAAUUAUCUUAGGGGUAAAAAAACCGGAGAGUAUUUUUUAGGUGGAAGAACUAGAAUAAUUGAUGUAAGUUAAGGGUUUUAGAUAAGAGAGAAGACUCUUCCACACUUUUGCGGCUCAAAUAAAAACGUACACUCUGUAAAAGUCCUGCUUCUUUACAAUUGUGAGUACGUUUCGACGUUUUAUCGUCCUAAAAUCACAAGAAAAGGGAGGCUAAGCAAAAACGACGGUAACGGCUACGAAAACGUCACUUAAAGCGAAUUCGUCCUGCUUCAAACUUUCCUGCUUAUUCCACCUCGUUCAGUUCGCGAAAUACCGCCGAAUUUUCUGGAGUUUAAUUCUGAAUGACUGUAUCGAAGUCCAAGAAAAGAAAAAGAAAGUCGUUGUCUUAGGUUCACUUACUCCACAAAACGUGACAAUAGGCAAUUUCAUGUCGUAGCCGUGCAAAGACGGCAAAGAAAUGUACAAAAAUAGAGUGAUGCACGUGCAAAGUUGUUGUUUUUCUAAUAUAAACCUAUUGCUUCUUGCCGUUCUCGUUGCCGUUGCCGUCGUCGUUGCCUAAGGUCCCUUUUAAAGUCAACUAAUUUGCUUAUUAGCGAUGCUUGUCCUUGGCAGAGAGGAUCGUUUGCUCAGAUCCUAAACACUCAGCAAACUGCAGUAAUUCGUUGACUCCCAUCUGUUUUCAUGAUAACGGACCAUCAUGCUGUCGUACAGGUGGCAGUCGAUGUAUUGAUGGUGCAGCGAAAAGAGAUUAUUGUCCAAGACCCUCAGAUGACCCGAGCAAAGGAAAGUGCUGUCUUGAUGAUAACGGCGAGCCAUCGUGCUGUGAAGAUAGGUAUGUUAUCGAGACCUGAGACCUUCUGAUUGGUUGAAACAAAAUUUAGACCUAUCAAAAGCACUGCUUAGGUCAAGGAACAGAUGCGUCAUCAGUAUGGAAUAUAUUCUGCGCUUGUUUCUCAGACGUGAUUUCGCGGGGAAACCAGAGGUGUGUCGCAAAAUGCAGUCUUUUUUCUCAGGCUCUGUGCGGCUCUCUGUGGUUAAUAAAGAAUAUUCAAUGAAUGAUCAUUUUCAAAGGAAAAAGAGGUUGUCUGAGGUAAAAUCAUAAUUACGAUAAGUUAUUAUAAUAUAAUUUAAUUAUGCAAUGGACUAUAAAAUUUUUUCCAUAGAACUGACUGCUGGCUUGGUUUUAUUGGACUUAAGCAUCUCAGUCCCUCCGCAUGGUAGGUGAACUUUAAUAUAAUAGCAUUUUUCAUUAACCUUUUUUAGACGGGGGAAGCGGCGGGGGUGGGGGGAGGGGGGUAGGAGGCAAAGGGUUUGAGACCUGGUCUGAUCAUGACGUCAUCCCUUUCUUGUAGCCUGACAACUCUUCCAUUUAAACUUAACGGUAGAGAUAAAACCAAAAGAUAUUAAAUUAGCCUUCUUUCAAGUUCCAGAUUUACUAAGUUCACUUUGUAAGUGUCAAGAGCGCAUGCGCCUUAAAAUAUACGCUGAAGGUAUCUCUUUGUUGGACCUAGACCUUUUCUCAUUCGGUCCCAAGCCAGUUCUUUCAGACAUGUGGCAAGUAUCCUGUUAUUUUCAAAAGACACAGAGAAGGUCUUUGGAUUGUGUCUCAUUAAUCUUGUUUUCGAAGAUAUCCAUCUCCUCUGUGUAGCUGGCAUCAUCAUUAUUGCAAAAUAAUCUUACACUAUUCUUUUCUCUAUGCAUUUAUAGUCCCACCCGGAUGGCUUGGUUGAAUUGUAAUGCAAUUACGUCAUACAGUUCUUACGUAGUUCUUGCCCAACUGCACCCUCCUGAUUUAAGCUUUCGUUUUACUUAAAUCAUCGCACACCAUACACGCAAUUGUAACUAGAUUAGAAAGGCCUGUACGAUAAUAACGAUCGGCGCAAAAUAUCAUUAAUGAAUGUAAGCAACAAUCGCUGUACAAGCAGAAAAACUGUGUAUAUUCUACCCCGAUCAUUUUCAGAGAAUACAUAUUGAACACAAAAAAACGCCACUGUAGCACUGACUUGCUUUAUAUUUUUUUAUUUUUUCUCUCUACAGUAUUGGUGCAACAGCAGGAUUGGUGAUUGGUGGAAUAGUUGCGCUGCUUUUAGUCGGUUUUUGUUGUAUCAUGUUGAUAAUACAUCCAGAGAAAUGUUGUAUAUUUAUUUGUUGGCCUUGUAUUGCAUGCUGGGAGGGUUGCGUGAAGCCAGCUAUGGAAUGUUUAGAAAGCCCUUGUGAGUGCUUUUGUAGUCCUUGUGAAAUGUGCUGGGAAUAUUGCAUAAAGCCAGCAAAGAAAUGCUUAGAAAGCGCUUGGGUGUACUUUUGUAUUCCUUGUGUUAUGUGCUGGGAAUGUUGCGAAAAUCCAGUCAAGAAAUGUAAAGGUUGUCGUAAAUGUCGUGGUUGCCGUAGAUGCGACUGUGGUGGAUGCGACUGUAGUGGGUGGAAUUGCUGUGAAAGUUGUGGUGACUGUGAUUGUGGUGGAUGCGACUGUAGUGGGUGGAAUUGCUGUGAAAGUUGUGGUGACUGUGAUUGUGGUGGAUGCAACUGUUGUGACGACUGUGGUAAUUGUUGUGGCGAAUGUUGCUAA